AGGUAUGUAGGUAAUUUACUAAAUCAGUAUUGGCAACAUUGUUACCAUUUGUCAAAUCAUUAUUUAUUUUUGCGAUAAUCAGAAAGUAUUGUUUAAUUUUUUCUUUUUUCAGUUUGUCAUGAAGUGUUUUUUCAUCGAUGGCAAUCAAAAAUGAAAAUAAUGUGAAGGGUGGAAUGAAGCAAAUAGUUUCGAUAUUUUAUUACAUUCUCGCCUUGGGCACUUUAGCUAAUGGGUAUAAAAUAAGUCUUGUGAAUGAUGGUCCCAUUGUAGCGGGAGCUACUAUUAACUUCACUGUCAGUGUUUUCGAUGAAGAUGCCUUAGCAACUGGCAUAAAUCUCAAAUAUGCCUGGGAAGAUGAAUCAAUACAUCAUCAUACCAGACUGGCUGAAAAUCAGAAUGCAACAGAUUCUUGGGUGAUUACCUAUAACGCCAGUGUCUACCCAUUUGGACAUUAUGUCGUGCAAGUGGUUAUUGAGAAAUGUGUCAUGUGGGAUGCAUUUUGUUUUGAAAUCGGCUCUGCUAGAACGGAAUUCGAAAUCACAGAAACACUCAAUGGAGCUCUGAAGUUGAAUCAGAAUAACAAAACAAGAUCUAAUGACUUUGUGUCAAAUGCAGAAACAGUUAUUCAUGAAGUAGAUCUGAAAAAAUCAGACCUAGAUUACGUCAAAACAGCUCCUACCGUUCUGACUUAUUGGUUUGUUGACUGCACGUACUACGGAAUUACAACUGAUUUUAAAUUUGCUUACAAUUAUACUGUGGCAGAUGAAAUUCACUUUGUUGAAGCUCUUGUAAUGGCAGAUUUCACUCCUAUUCCUCCAACAACCACAGUAGCGCCUAGUACUACUACUGUGAAACCUAAUAGUACCACUGUGACACCUGCUACUACAACAAUCCAACCAAAUAGCACAACUAUAAAACCUAUCACUACAUCUAUACCCACAACAAUUAGCCCAAAUGUCACCACGACAUCUACCUCAAAAUCUGUAGCUAGAAGAAGUAUUGACAAUUCGGCCAAGAAUAAUAACGUAACUUCCAAAAUUUCCACAUUAGUCGAUGGCAAGUUGGUUGCCUAUAAUGGUUCAUUUCCCUUUGUUUGUAAUGGAUCACAGUUGACUUCCAGUUCAAUGAAGACUUUUGGACACUUUUUCAAAAAAAUUGAAGUAAAAGCACCUUUAUCUAAUGUUAAUGGAAAUGGAAAUAAUUGGAUACAACCUGGAGAUCUUUUAUCAUUAAAAGUUAGUUGCACUGGCUCAAAAAAUAUUGACUAUUGCGUGAACUAUCUCAGAGGAGAAUAUAAUGUAACUGGAAAUGAAACUUGUGGGAUUUACGAACGCCUGGAUACUUGCAGUUUUCGAAUAAAACGUUAUUUGUGGCAUCCCAAAACUACCAUUCUUAUAAUUAUCAAAAAUGAAGUUAGUAAAAUAGUGACGCCAGUUACAGUCAACAUUUAUAAAGUUAAUAAACAACCCCAGUUGUCCGUUAUUGUUGUUCCAGUAGUGUUUACUUUAGUUGCAGUUGUAUUAAUUGUGUUUGGAGUUGCUUACUACAUCCAAAAUAGGUCUCGGUUCAUUAUAGAAGUUGCAGAUUUCAAUUUUGGGCAACAAUAUAGUGACAUGGAGUAUAAGACUUUUCGAGAAAGACUUCGAGAUUCUUUUGCAUAUGCUUUCUCUCGAGGACCUAACCAUGGUUCUUCUGAAGUUCCAGUAUGGCCUCCUGGUCAAAAAUAUGGUAGUAUGACAUGAAAGUAUGAUGUAUCAGUGAUAUUGUAGAUUAUUUAGCAUUUCUGUCAAUUUCUCAAAUAUUUGCUUACCUUAAGUAAAGUGUAUGGGUAGAAUAUUUCUAUUACCAUUAUAUGAAGCAGUUCGACGUGAUGACUUUGAAGACAGACGUUCCCAAUCAAGAAGCCUACCAAUUUUUUUUGCUGCUGGCAGUAAAAUAAUAAACAUCCGUUGACUAUUUAGUAGUUUUAUAAUUUUUGACAGGAAUGGUAUUUUGUGAUUUAUAAUGUACCUUUAUUUUUAUAUCAUUCUCUUUGUGGAAAGUACUGAAGCUGGAUAGCACAUAUGUUAUAUACUCAAUACUACUGUAUAAUUUCUUCAUUUAGCUACUGUAACAUGAUUAAAAACAAUUAUCAUCGCUUUAAUCAUGAAGGAACUAAGAAAUUCAGUGAAAUACUCUAGUAGUGCAUAUCUAUUGUGUACUUAUGUUGAAAAAUUAUCCUUUCUUGAAUAUUUGAAUCCCUUUAAAAUCACUGCUAAGAUUUAUUUUUGCUUUCAGAGAUAAAGAAGUUAUACAGUAUUCAAGUAAUUUUGUAGUUUUGUAUACCCUUUUUUCUUGUUGAAGUAUGUGAUUAUUCGAUAAAUACUUAUUCUGAA
Molecule: messenger RNA, 2375 nt
Organism: Leptinotarsa decemlineata (Colorado potato beetle)
Lineage: Eukaryota; Metazoa; Arthropoda; Insecta; Coleoptera; Chrysomelidae
Cellular component (GO): plasma membrane
Source: RefSeq, a predicted model, not a curated record